This is a messenger RNA of Caenorhabditis briggsae, 1152 nucleotides long. NCBI's taxonomy places the organism in Eukaryota, Metazoa, Nematoda, Chromadorea, Rhabditida, Rhabditidae. Gene Ontology annotation, cellular component: nucleus; cytoplasmic ribonucleoprotein granule. Gene Ontology annotation, molecular function: RNA endonuclease activity; mRNA binding. The transcript has 7 exons. The record is from RefSeq and is a predicted model, not a curated record. The coding region runs from base 1 to 1152 and encodes 383 amino acids.
AUGGACUUCCAGCCGGACGAUCUCGAUGACGAACCGUUUCGCAUUCAUCUGAAUUUGGAUAACUUAUCUGAGGAAGAAUCCAAAGCUCGAUUCUCACUACUGUAUGAUGAGAAGACGAAUACGAUGAAAAGAAGAGAGAAUACGGAUUAUUUGAGACCAAUUUGUAUCGAUGGCACUGAUGUUUCUAAUAAAUUAAACCUAAUAAUCCGAAAAGAUAUGGAACUUUUCCCAAUGGACAAGUCGAUUUUCAACAUGAGAGCCAUCAGUAUGACACUUUGGUACUUCAUUUCUAGGGGUCAUUCGGCCACCGUCUUCCUGCCAACCAAUCUUCGCGAUUUCGCUCAAAAAUGCUCGGAUCCUCAUGAAUUGAGUCUUCUGGCAAAAUUAGAACUCAUAGUUUUCGAUGAGUCCAACUCUCAACACCCAUCGUCUACCGUACUCCUCUCGAAAACGAUUGCCACGUGGGCCGAAGAUAAUGAUGGGUGCAUUGUUGGAAGUCGUAAGAAGUACGCACUUCUCGGGCAGAAAUACACUGAAUUGAUAGAUCGCGUCACGAAUUCGUUGAUCAGUCCCACGUUCACACCGGAUCAUGAGUUGAGAGUUGGCGAUUGUGUGCGAUUGGUUUUGGCACCAGAUGAAGUUCGGCGAAACGAGGAUAAUUCGAAAAGCAUCGGUUUCCAGUUACUUGCAACCGAUCAAGUCAUUAUCAUGAGCAAAUUGGCUAGAAUUAUUGGAAAAAACUCAAUGAUUGAUUUGUGCAAUCGCGCUCGAGAGCUCAACAUCUCCUCCAACACCUCUCAACGUAACAACAUUCAGAAGCAUUCCACGUCGAUGACACGUGUCUAUCAGAGUCCUUAUCACUAUAAUGAUCCGUUUCUUCCCGAUUACGUCGCACCUCCACCACCGAUCGCAUUGGAGAAUGUGGUGAAGUCAACGAAAAUCGGACAUAAGCAUUCUAUUUAUCGUGUCGGCGAUGGAAAGAAAAUCGAUAGAGCAUUGAGUGGUGCGGAACGGAGAAUCACAGCAUUCCGAAGUGCUUUAAUUGAUGCUCUUCAGCCAAUGUUCGGGUUGGAAAAAGCGACGGAUUUGGUGAAUAAUAAUCCGGAAAUCAGCGAGAUCAAUGAUCUGAUUGAGUUGGGAAUCAGUCAAUGA